Indicator indicator is the source of this 1110-nucleotide messenger RNA. RefSeq names its product C-X9-C motif containing 4 (gene CMC4). The record is from RefSeq and is a predicted model, not a curated record. Bases 1 to 228 code for a protein of 75 amino acids. Gene Ontology annotation, cellular component: mitochondrial intermembrane space. The transcript is spliced from 2 exons. Lineage: Eukaryota; Metazoa; Chordata; Aves; Piciformes; Indicatoridae.
AUGCCCCAGAAGGAUCCUUGCCAGAAACAAGCCUGUGAAAUACAGAAAUGCUUGCAAGCGAACAACUACAUGGAGUACAAGUGUGAAACUGUGCUUCAGGAGAUGCGGAAGUGCUGCGCCCGGUACCCCAAGGGCAGAUCCAUCUGCUGUUCAGGGUUUGAGAAAGAAGAAAGGGAGAGAGAAAAGUCUAAGGUGACUUCAGAAGGAAUUCCUGCACCACCUCAGUAACACAAUGCAGCUCCAGCAGGUGCCGGAGCACGGACUCACCUGCACGGCUCGUGUGUGUUUUGUUAAGCCUUCUUUAGACUUCCAGCAGAGCCAGAUUGCUCCUAGAACACACCAUCUGGCACACCAAAAAGUGUAACGCAGUACCAACAGAUGCCCUGGUUAACAGACUUUGCUUUCUGUACCAAAACAUCAUCUGCAUUGUCUUUGCAUUGCACCUGUGUCUGUGAAAAGUCAACUUGGUGUUUUUAGAAUGCUUACCUUACUCUAAUCCAUCCUUGCUCUCAAAACAGAGAACUGGAACCAAGUUAUUCUGGUUUCUGGAGUGAAAGGUACAGGAAAUGAGCUGAGAAGAAUGAGUGAGUUUAAGCAUGACCCAUGAAACAAAGCCCAUCUUGACACAGCAAAGGUAUUGCUGCCAUCAUGCAGUAGGCCCAGACAUUUGCCUGUCCAGUGGUUCAAGCUCAAGCAUGGGAAUCAGGUCUAGUGAUUGUUCCUAGGUCUUGCAUAGAUCCUGAGUGACUGCAAGUCACUGUGCCUAAGUGCCUCACUUUCCCACUGGACAGGCUUUUGGUUUUUGAAUUGCCUACACGCUGCUAUUUGCAUGACAAAGAUGUUGACAGAAACAUUAUUUCAGGGAUUGCUACAGGAAUAGGGAUUUUUUUUAAAAAAAAAGCAAUAUUCAUUUGAAAGAUUUGACUGUUGAUAUAAAAAUUUAUAAAUUUAUGUAUAAUUGAACACCUCUAAGCAAUAUAUUUACACACUCAGCGUGGUUCAACCCCACUGGUACCCAGAGGCCUGUCAAAAAAGCCCUGGGCUAGAUCCAAGAACUGAUUUAGGUGUUGCUUACAGAACAAGCAGUUGCAGACACUUGCUUUAACACAG